This is a messenger RNA of Punica granatum (pomegranate), 1921 nucleotides long. The record is from RefSeq and is a predicted model, not a curated record. Lineage: Eukaryota; Viridiplantae; Streptophyta; Magnoliopsida; Myrtales; Lythraceae.
ACAGCGCCAGAGCUGCUUCCUCACGCUCGCUCACCAGGACAGACAUAGAGGCGGAAGGAAGCGAAGGAGAAGAGAAUGGUUGUUCAUCUCUCUCCCCUCCUCCUCCUCCUCCUCCUCCCCGUUCCUCCGAGCGAGCAGUGAUCGCUCCCCAUUGGAGCAGAGAGGAACUCCGCCGACGGAUCGACGAUGAUGAUCGAGUCCGCCAUGGCCCUUCGGUUCCCCGCCGGCUCGAGCUUCUGCUCCUCUUCCGCCUUCCCCUGUUACCGUUCACUUCUGAGCUCGGACGAGCACGCCGGAGUCCACGUCAGCUCCCGUCGGAUUUCACACUCCAGCUGCUUUGACAUGCCGUGUUAUCAUAGAGUAAAUGGCGGCGGCGGCGGCAGUUCUAUUUCGAGGAGGAAGAACCUCGCGAGGAACAAAGUAAGAGCUACUGCGGAGCAUUUAGGUUCAGCAUCUGAUCCGAUUAAGUACAAUGGGAGGGCGGGGUACCAUCCGUUUGAGGACGUUGCCGAAUUAGCAUCAGGUGGUGCUGGAGAUGCUAGGCUUACAACCGCAGAAACUGUGCGGACCGUUGUCGAGGUGAACAGUAAAGCUACACUGCUGUUCUCUGGUGUGGUUGGUGAUGAAGUCCACGAAAAUAUUCUUUGGCCCGAUUUGCCUUAUGCAACUGAUGAGCAUGGGAAUAUAUAUUUCCAGGUGAACAAUGACGAGGAUAUUAUGCGAGCAUUAGCAUCAGACACGCAUAUGGUGCAUGUAAUUAUAGGCUUGGACACCAUGGAAAUGAUGAAUGACAUCGAAAUAUCAGGUCCUGCAGAAAUUGAUUUCGGAAUCGAAGAAAUCGGGGAGGAAGAUAGUGAUUUUGAAGAAGAUGGUGAGGAUGACGAUGCUGAAGAUGAUGACUACGAAGAGGAUUGGGUGUCUGUUCUUGAAGAUGAAGAUGAUCUUGAUGAAUCUGAUGGGAAUCUUGGAGACUGGGCAAAGUUGGAUACUAUGCAUUAUUCUCAUCCUAUGUACUUUGCAAAGAAGUUGGCUGAGGUUGCCUCGGAUGACCCUAUCGAUUGUAUGGAACGACCUCCAGUUGGUAUUGUCAUUCAUGGCCUUUUAAGACCAGCACUCAUUGAAGAGAAGUCAGUCAUUCAGAAGCUUUUAUCUGGCCAUAAUUCCAGUGCUGAUGUAAAUAAUGUCGAAGUUAUUGUAGACAGCAAAUUAGAAGAUUCUGGUACGAGUGGCCAGAGUCAAGCACCAGUAUCAUUUGGAGAUGGCUCAAUGGGGGUAGAGGAAUUGGAAAAGGAUGAAAACCUGAAGAAGGACACGUCAUUUUACAAGCUGGAGAUGAUUAAAAUCCAGCUGCUUUCGGUACACGGACAUCCAAAUAUUAUUGAAGUAGAGGAUUACAGGAGAGCGAGGCCUGAUUCCAUUGCUCCCUCCGCUGCUAAAAUCAUGUCUCGCUUAAAAGCUGGCGGAGAGAAGACUGGACAAGCCCUCAAAUCCUUGUGUUGGAGAUCUAAGGGCAUUCAAGUGGAGGAGGCUAUGAUUACUGGCAUCGAUGCCCUGGGCUUUGACAUGAGGGUUUGUUCAGGAACACAGCUUCAAACGUUACGCUUUGCAUUUGAGACCAGGGCCACUUCAGAAUAUAGUGCUGAGAGGCAACUCAACGAUCUUUUAUUUCCGAGGAUCCAACACAAGACACAAAAAAAGAGGCAGACCCGUCAAAAUGAAUGGUAACUCAAUGAGCUAGUUAGUGCAUCAAUUAUUUAUUGUACCAUAUUUGUUGAUUUUGCUGAUCGGCAGUAAAUCAAUUAAGCUCUUCCUUCUCAUGCUUUGUUGCAAGAAAUGGGGUAUUGUAUUUCGUUCUUUUCUUCAGUUGUUUGCUUUGUCUGAGCAACCACCAUUCAUUCAAUCGGUUUUGUGGCAUUGCUUU